This is a messenger RNA of Amborella trichopoda, 606 nucleotides long. RefSeq lists its product as uncharacterized. NCBI's taxonomy places the organism in Eukaryota, Viridiplantae, Streptophyta, Magnoliopsida, Amborellales, Amborellaceae. The record is from RefSeq and is a predicted model, not a curated record. Gene Ontology annotation, molecular function: DNA-binding transcription factor activity, RNA polymerase II-specific; protein dimerization activity; RNA polymerase II cis-regulatory region sequence-specific DNA binding. Gene Ontology annotation, biological process: regulation of transcription by RNA polymerase II.
AUGGGUCGUAAGAAGAUCGAUAUCAAACUUAUCGAAAACAAAAACAAUCUCCAAGUGACCUUCUCCAAGCGUCGAAACGGCCUCUCAAGAAAGGCCUUCGACCUCUGCAUCAAAUAUGGCACCAGCAUCGCCAUCCUCGCCUUCUCGCCUGCAGGCCGACCGUAUCCCUUUGCCCAUCCAGACAUCGACUCCAUCAUCCACCGAUUCAUCCGAACCCACAACAACGAAGAGCCCUCCAACGUACACUACCCCCACGUACACAAUCCCUUGAUGGACGAGUAUUCGCGACUGGUUAAAGAGCUAGAAGAAGAGAAGAAGCUGAGCUUGGCCUUGGCUCAGAGAAAGAAGAUGCCGAAUUCAGGUGGGUCAGGGUUUUGGUGGGACGCUGAAGUGGGUAGCCUGGGCUCACAUGAACUGACCUCUUGGGUCGAGUCUGUUGAGAGGCUUAGGGAGAAUGUGGCAAAGCGAGUAGGAGAGGUUCAGAAGGGCUCGAACCAAGUUGAGGUGGGUGCGCCCUCAUCGAGCCCACCGCUUGUCGAUUCGGAUACCAUCAAUUUGGCUCCUCUUCCUGAGUCCAUUGAUUUUCUAGAGCAUUACCAGUUUUAG